Exophiala viscosa is the source of this 1886-nucleotide messenger RNA. RefSeq names its product chromatin remodelling complex Rsc7/Swp82 subunit-domain-containing protein. Gene Ontology annotation, molecular function: chromatin DNA binding. Lineage: Eukaryota; Fungi; Ascomycota; Eurotiomycetes; Chaetothyriales; Herpotrichiellaceae. The coding region runs from base 200 to 1729 and encodes 509 amino acids. The transcript is spliced from 3 exons. Gene Ontology annotation, cellular component: nucleus; RSC-type complex. The record is from RefSeq and is a predicted model, not a curated record.
GAGUAAGCAACUUGCCUCACCGUAGCGGUAUGCCAUUUGAGACCUUGAGAUUCACCGUGGAUAAUCAGUGCCAAGGCUAGCCAUAUCGGGCGACGCGACUUGCUAGCCUGAGGCUGGUGCGACUGUUUUCUGAAGCUUUAGAGUCCACUAUUCAGGUACCAACUUGGUGCAGCGUUGUGGUUUUCCCCAACUUGCGCAUAUGGCUCGGCGACCACGUCUCGCGGCGCAAGCCGCUCAGGCUUCGAUGAGAACACCGAUCCCAAACAUAUCGGAUAAUGAAGAUGAGGAGAUGGCAGAUGCUAGUCCUGGAGGUCCAGCGACACCACAAGAUGAUGAGGAGAACGGAGAGAAUGAAGAGGAUGAAGACAUGAAUGAAGCAGAAGAGGCUCCUACACCGUCCAGAGACUCGGCGCAACCUUCUCGUUCGGCGACUCCUCGACGCGGCCGACCGUCCCUACAAUUCGGACGACGGAAGCGGCUGGGUCGACCACCCAAGAACCGGCAACCGCUCUCCGACGACGAAAAUAAUGACGCUACUUCAGAGGUUAGCACUCCAAAGAGGAGGGGUGGCUUCCGUGGCCAUCGAGGCGGGAGAUGGAGAGGCAGGGGCGGCGUUACAAGAACACCAGCUCCUCUCGAUCUGAAUGGAAACCCAAUGCAGAUCGUAAAUGAUGAGGUUGAACUGCCUGGAGACCCGGAAGGAGAAACGAAAGUGGAUAAGAGAGGCCAGCUUUUGGAUGGGAGAGAAUAUCGCGUGCGGACGUUCACCAUUAUGGGAAGAGACGAGCGACUUUACAUGCUCUCCACCGAGCCAGCACGAUGCAUCGGCUUUCGUGAUUCCUACCUCUUCUUCCAGAAACAUCCGAAUCUGUACAAGAUCAUCAUUGACGAUGACGAGAAACGAGAUCUCAUCGAGCGGGAUGUGCUCCCUCAUUCCUACAAGGGCCGAGCUAUUGGUGUUGUAACCGCUCGCUCAGUGUUCCGCGAGUUUGGAGCAAAGAUCGUGAUUGGGGGAAAGAAGGUCAUUGACGACUAUCAGACUCAAGCGGCACGCGAACGAGGGGAUGUGGAAGGUGAAUUGGCUGUCCCCGACGACCGUUUACCGGCACCUGGAGAGCCCUAUAACCGCAAUCAGUAUGUUGCAUGGCAUGGUGCGAGCGCGGUCUACCACACCAACGCCUCUAGUGUGCCAGGCCCCAUUGCCAAAGCACAGGACAUCAAGAGACGCAAGAUUGUGGUAACAAGUGACAACUGGAUGUACGAACAUGCCAGGGAAGCCAGUCGUUUUAAUUCUAUGCUUACAGCUGCUCGUUCGGACAACCAAAAUGGUGUAUACGACAUUCACACUAACGCCAUGCACUGGCCGAGUUAUAUGCAGCCAACGCAUGCUCGAUGGGAAGUCGUCCACGACGAGAAUGAUUUUGAAUUAUUGGAACAAGUACCAAGACUGCCCAAACUUGACCCGGUGUAUGGCAGGAAUUUCCGGAUACACGACCUCUGCCUUGAAACCGCACCAGAGUCAUGGCUUGGACGACCAGGUUCGGACGGAGAAGAUGAAGGGCUUUCGUCCAUUCCCGCCACGAUACUGGAAGAGCUACCGCCGGAGUGCCUGGACGCUUUUGAAGCGGCAAAGUCACGCGAGGCCAGCUGGCGUAGCAAGUGGCAUUCCGAACGUGCGGACGGUCUACGUGCGCACUUCCUCUCAUCCGUCGAUUGGUAUCCAAGAUGAGCACUCAGCAGGUCAGCCUAGGACGUGUUCCAGGCAUUAAAGAAAACACGACUUCCAGGCCGAGGUUGCAGGGAAGAUGCCACCAAGCAUAAGGGUUAUUGUGGCUUCACCAAAGACUCAUGAAGCCUUUGCUUGGGUGAAGGUGCAUGCUUCGAUC